AUGCGUCGCAAAUAUGCAUUGCAAGUAUGCACUUUAAAUAUGCAUUGCAAACAUGUCUUGCAAAUAUGCAUUGCAAAUAUGCAUUGCAAAUAUGCCUUGCGAAUAUGCAUUGCAAAUAUGCAUUGCAGAUAUGCAAUGUGCUCCGGAGCAAGUGCGGCGACGGGCUCCAGCAAGCGGAGCAGGAUUUCCGUGCUCUCAUCUACCCCAAAUGUUCUCCGGCUCAGCGGUCCCCACACAUCUACUAGCAGGCCUCCAAGGGCGAAAAGCGCAGACACGUGGGCGCGACGAGCAGGAGCACCUGCGCCAGCAACGGAGCAGACAGCGCGCAUCCUUCCUGAGCACAACGAAGGUGGUGAUGCGACUGAAGACGCACGCAUGAGGCGUGGUCAAAACAGUGCGCCGGCCGGCUCGGUGGGUCAUAGUGCUUCUUUCUGGAGGUGGAAGCGGCAAAGAAGCGUCGCCCGUCAAUUGUCUUCCACCGAUGUGCUCCCAGGUAACCCAAUCCCGACAUCCCGUCUGCCUUCCACAUCUUCUCUGCAGCGCCCGUCGGUUCGCAGUGUUACGAGUCGGCUCAGUUCAGUAGUCCGUGGCGCAUCCUCCUUCCGCAGGACCGUGCUUCUGCCCGCGGAGCAGCACGUGGAGGACGUCUCCGCGUGUGUAUUAGCGCACGAGUACGUAUAUCACACAGAAAAAAGCUAGCAGUGCAAAAGCAAAAAAUACAUGAAACACCAUGGUGGCUGCAUCGAUGAAGAUGAGCAACGUUUUUGCAUAGCCUAUUAGCAAUAUGCUAUGGGCGGCCUCUUCAGGAGACCAGGGACAGACAGUGACAGAUACUUCAUAUGAGCCCCCCCCGCUAGUUUUUUCUCUACUGGGAUAACGUGGACAUUUUUCAGGACUUCGUCUGGUUUUACCGCGAUACGCUCUUCACGCGCUACCAGGUGCGCGCCAUGGUUCGCAUCUUCACUUCCCUGGCCUGGAUCUUCAUUCCUGCAGUCGCUUUCUUGACCGACAUCCGCCACUAUCCCGGCUUCUCUACGGAUUUGGUCACUAACGUCGUGUACCCAGUUUCAUUUUUCUGCUACGACUAUCCUGUGCAAAAGUAUCCCACUCGUAUUGCAGUCAUGCAUUACAAAUCUUUUUCUCAAGAAGGUGAAUCAGCAAUACAAAUUGUAUUUCUUUUUCUCAUGCUGAGUAAUGCAUUUAUACGCGUGCGAUAUUUUUGCAAUUCAUAACGACUGCUCCGAGUGGAUUACCCUGACUUUUUUUUUCUUUUUCGCCGACGCGGAAGCGAAGCACCGGUUUAUAUCAAAUGCAAAAAUGUCUGGGUCUGGAAGGUUGGAACUUGUGAUGCUAACUUUGGACUCUAAAAAAAUCUGUAUUGCAUGACCAGCAAGAGGAGUCUAGUUUGUGCUACGCGGGGAGGGCGUUUGUCAUGCGGAGUAGGUAUCAGGAAGCCCUCUAAAGAUAUGUGAUGCUAGGCCGUGCAUUGCAGACAUCCUGGUCCAUGCAAAACAUGCGUGACAAAUCUCAGAAUCUUCCAGACCCAGAAAGUUUUGCAUUUGAUGGUUUACGUCGCUCUUCAACUCAGCCUUUAAGCAGAAAACCAGCGACCUGCGGCUGGUGUGCAUGCUGCUGGCCGUUUUCUUUGCCGUGCUGUGCUUCGGCACCCGCUGGAACCCGAGGAAUCUGCGAUUGCUUCGGGCGGAUACGGGGAUUGCAGAUUUAUCUUGGGCAGACGUGCAAAAUGUCUGCGCCGAGGCAUGGGCGAGGUAAGUAAGUAGAACAAUGAGGGGACACGCCUUUGGGUUCGGAUCGAGUUCAUCUUGUAGUUGAAUUGAAUUCUAUAAAUUAGUAUUUUUUUCAAUGGAGUACUUUUGGCGCACCGCAUACAAAAAUACUGAGUCUUUUACUGCAGCUCUUAUUUGCCUGUACGUCGACUAAAGCUGUAAAAGCAGAGGCCUUGGCGAGAAAAGGGAAAGCAAAUAGCAAAACCAAUAUAGAAAAGCUCCUACAUCAAAAGAUAUAAAAGAUGUCGGAAGCAUAGAAGACACCAUCGCUACUGCAGUGCAGUUGUGUUGGAUAAAAAUAUCUGUCACGUAGAACAAUUUGAAUUUGGGGCGUGAUGGCUUCGACCGUAUCGGCGAGGAGUAUAAACUAAUUGUGAUUUCAUCAAGAGCGCAC
Molecule: messenger RNA, 2181 nt
Organism: Amoebophrya sp. A120
Lineage: Eukaryota; Dinophyceae; Syndiniales; Amoebophryaceae
Source: the annotation of a GenBank genome assembly